Molecule: messenger RNA, 2167 nt
Organism: Durusdinium trenchii
Lineage: Eukaryota; Dinophyceae; Suessiales; Symbiodiniaceae
Source: the annotation of a GenBank genome assembly
AUGGAAGCUUUGAUGCAGAAACUGUCUGUGAAUGCGUUGGUGAUUUUCCAAGCUCCCUGCUUCAAACGCAGCCCUUACCACUCAGGAGGCCGAUUUUUAGAUUUGACGCGCAAGCAGAAAGUGGUAGUGGACGCUCUUCCACCCACUGAUGCUGCCUACGUUCCUUUGAAGCACUCUGUGCAAAAAGGACCGUGCACACCAGGAGAAAUUGCGGAUCUGCAAGGAUUGCAGAAUGGCAACAAGGCUGACUUGACUUGCAAGAUUUGCGACCUCAAUCAUCGCAUCAUCAAAGAAAAUCAGGAGAAGACAGAGCUCUGGGUGAAGGAUGCUUCUGACAAGAGACUCUUGGUUGAAGCUUGGGGUAGAAGUUUUGCAGAGACGUUGCAGGACAUCGGUGUCGACGAAGUGGUAUGCCUCAUGAACUUCUCUUCGGAUCGGGGCUCGGCUUUUGCGGUGAAGCCUGGAGCGGAUGAUGUUCUACGACGCUUCGAAGAGGUGACUCGCGAAGGUGGCGAGAAAAUUUCGGCAUGGUUCCAUCACUUCGACAAAGAUCAGAGCUAUCGCCGCGUGGCGUUCACGAAGGAGUUGCACUGGGUGCUUCGGGCUUCACUGGUGGGAAUCGACUAUCGAGAGUUCGACAAGGGUCUCAAGGCCAUGCCCGGAGCCCGCGAUUCCCUGCAUCCGCCACUGGAGGAGCUGAAGUUUGGUGGCCAAAAGGAGGAUUGUGUGAAGCUUUGGCAGACGGGCCGUUCGCUCUCGCCGCCCCCGGCGGCGCUCUCGACCCCGGAGGAGUUGGACGAGGACAACUCCGGCGAGAUCUCCUUCGAAGAGUUCGCGGAGCCCCAGGAGGCCGGGCUGGACGGGGUCCCGGACGGGCUGGAUGGGUCAGAAGGUUCGCUGUUGGGCAACAUGGCUAACAAGAGAAAGCUUCCCGAUGCCAGAAGGGGACGAAAACGUGGUCCAGCUCAAGAAGCUGUCCAAUUGGGUGCACCAGACGCUGAGCUGAAUGGGAUGGACCCGACGACGGACCCGAGUUGUCAGACACGCCACGUGCUGCGCAGCAUUGCUCCGAUGAUCUCGUUCAGCAAUCCACAGGUCUAUGAGCGCUUCAGUGGAGUGGCGAAGGUCUUGUCCAGUUGGAAGUUCAUGAAGAUCGACUUCGCGAUCAUCGGCACUGGUGGCUGCGGCACCACCUCGCUGCGGCGGAACUUGGCGCAGCAUGCGGAGGUGCGCUUUACCAACGAGAAUGAGGAUGAACUCUUUGCGCCAGGCUAUGCUUAUGAAUACCAAGGUGGAUUCCGCUUGCUCCCCACGGAGGCGCAGGUGAAUAUGGUCCGCUGCGGCCGGGCCAGGUGCCACGGAGAGAGGAAGGAAAGAGUGGUGCUAGGAGUGAAGAACUUCCAGCUGCACAACUUCGAUUUCGGCCUGGUGGCGCUGAGUAUGUUGGACAGGGUGAAACUCAUCAUGUUGGUGUGCGAUCCCUUGGAUCGCUUGGAGAAAGUGCUCCACUACUUCCACUGCGGCUUCGACGCGCAGACCCGCCAACACUGCCAGAACCGCACGGUGAUCGAUGAGAUUGUGGCGAAGUGGUCCAGUGUGGCCCAUUUGGUGGAAGAGCAUAAGGAGCAUUGGGUUGCCGCACGGCGGUUGCUCAUUGUGAGCAGCCUCUUCGACACCCGCGACGUCAUGGUGGUGCAUCAGCAGAUCCUGCGAGAGUUUCCCGCGCGCCUGUACAGGGCCUUGUUCCAUCACAUUGGGCUUCAAGAGCCGCCGGACAUACGAUAUCAUCGCUACAACAGCUUUGGGGGCCGCCGCACCGGCCUUUGCCAACGGAAGAACUUGCUGAAGGAGUUCCAGGAGGCGUUGGAGCCCGAAUAUCGUCGCUUGGAGGAGGUGCUCCGCCAACUGGGCCACCCUGAGAUCUCCGAGCUCUCGCGCCGCACCACGCGCUGCCACCGCCAUGCCGAGCUGCGGCGCGCCGCGCGCUGCGUGAACCAGCGUUGUGAUCUGUGACCCCUGCCACCGCUGCGGUGCGAGCCGAACACGCCGAACACCGCAGCGGUGCGAGGUGGCCUGGCUGCUUUGCCGGGGGCCACGACCUUAAAUAGACCAGAGGCGCCAGCCAGUUAGUUGUGUAUUAUGUGGUUUCAUGUUGUUUCUAUUCUUU